This is a messenger RNA of Hansenula ciferrii, 1311 nucleotides long. RefSeq lists its product as uncharacterized. Lineage: Eukaryota; Fungi; Ascomycota; Saccharomycetes; Phaffomycetales; Wickerhamomycetaceae. The record is from RefSeq and is a predicted model, not a curated record. The transcript has a single exon. The coding region runs from base 1 to 1311 and encodes 436 amino acids.
AUGAGUGGUACACAGUCUCAGGAUGAAGCUUCGGUUGAGGAAUCAAGUGGUUCGAAACAUUUCAAGAAUUUCCACAGAGAAUAUGAUGAGAUUAAGGAUCAUAUAGAUGCAACACCAAUGAAAUAUCGGGAAGCUAAGUUGUUCUUCAAAGAUAAUAAAACAAGAUUGAUGAAUUCUCUCAAGUGUGAAAUUAUCAAAGAGUUACACCAGGUUAGGUUUUGGCGCCUAUUUGAUGCAAGAGAUGAAGAUGCUGGUGUAUCAAAAAUUCACAUCAAUCAGGGUUUACUUUAUAUGAUGUGUAAAGAAUUGACAUCAAUUGAACCUAGCGAGAUUGAUUCAUCAAAUAACGGCUCAGAACACUGGGUACAUCAUCUGCAAAACAUUAUUUUGGUAAUCCCAUCAGCAAUUGUUACACCAAAAAUCAUCAAUUUUGAAGAAAAUGUUACUACUGAUGGUGAUAACAGUUUAGUGGAAGGGGUCAAUACAAAACCAUCUGUUGAUGAAGGAAAAUCAAAAUCAAAUGAGGCUUCUGGCUUGGAUGAUAUAACUUCUUUGAAUGAUACACUUGAAAAUUAUUUUGGUCAUGCUAUUUUUCAAGAUGAAAAUGGAACUCUCAAAUCAGAAAGUUACACUAGAUACAAUAUAAAUGGAUUAAACCCUGAGGUGGAAUCUGAAGAAUAUGAUGAUGUACAUUUGAAGCAAUUAGAGAACCCUUCAAUAUCAGCUUUUGGAUCUGAUGAACUAUUGAAAAUGAUUAAAAAAGUUGAUAAAGAGUUGGUGAAAUCAAUGAAACUCAAGUCAUAUGAGGAUAUAUUAGAUUAUUUUAAAAUCGAAUUUAAUCAACUCAUUAUUUCAAGAAACACAGACAGACCACACCACCUUACACUACCAUCAAAAUCAGAUUUGAGUUACGGAUUUAGAAAUGAUUUAAUAAAACCAAUUACAAGCUUGAUGAUCUUUUCUUCUUCUACUGAUGGAUUGAAUAAGGUAUUUGAUAUGCAAAAUGGCUAUAAAUAUGGUUAUACGAGUCCAUUGUUUGAAAAUUUCACCAAAAACUGUCAAAUUGAAAUGCAAAAUAAUAAAGGAACAGUUUACUCCAAAUUACAAAAAGAGCCUGAUUCUGUUACUACAUAUAAAAGGAGACCAAUGUUUUAUCAAGAAGAUAUGCUGCCAUCAAUAAUACACUCGGGACCUGAUGAAUCUUUGAAAUGUUCUUUGGAAACUAACACUAUUUUUAAAAAGACUUUUAGAAAUAAUAUUGUGCAUAAUAUUCUCAACUUCUCUAAGUUUGGGAUCAUUACUAAUUUUUAA